UUUGCUUCGCUGCGUACUUCCGCAUGGUAACAAUGUUCUGUGCGAGAUGAAGCAGUACGUGUACGUCCUUGCUGUUGCUUUUCUAAUUCUACCCUCUGCUGGACAGUCUACGAUCAGCUCAACGCAACGUUACAACGGACGUGUAACUGUCGUGGACGGUUUGUUCGAAUCUUCCGCUCUGCAAGCGCUUACAGACCUCGUUGCAAAGUACAGCGUCUGGUCGUAUCAAUAUCGAGAUCCAUUCGAGAGUGAGCGCGCCUAUGAGGCACUUCCGGACGAAAAUCCAGGCAACAUCAACUGGCUGACGUGGCUAGACGUGCAGUACUUUGAGAAAACCGGCUUCUGGAGACGUUUGAGUAAUUUACUGUUGACAUCAGGGAAGACAUCCGGGUAUCGACCGUUUAGCGCAUCCGUGUUUCUACUGCGCAGACUCGAACAGUCAAGGACAGCAAGACAGUGUGGAUGUGAUAACAAACGUGCACAUUCCAUAUAUGGGAAUACUGAUGGCACAUCAUCUGAAUAUAGUGAUAUCAACAUUUUGGUUUAUUUGAAUAAGAUCUGGUUAAAAAAUGAUUAUGGCGAUUUGCUGCUAUAUAAUGAGCAUGGAGAGGUCGCCACGGCAAUCAAACCAGCAUUUGGUCGUGUCGUAAUUUGGGACUGCUCUAUACCCUACCUUCUUCACCCUCCAUCUGUGGCAUUCAAACAAGGACAAUAUGGAUUAAUCAUUCGAGCAACGAACGUAAACGAAACCUUCCAGCAAGGAGUGGAUCAGUUUGAUAGGUUAACAAAAUUCCAUAUGUCGCGAAACCUAAUGGACUUUGCUCUUGUCGACGAGGUGCCAAUACCAAACUGGAACCUCUCGAGUCAUUUGACUCGGAAAUAUACCGACAGAGCAGGAAAGGUGGUGGCUGUAUACGAUGGUGUAUUAAGCAGAGACGAGUUGAAUGAGCUUCGAUCGUAUCUCAUUGCGUUUCAUGACACGUAUCAUUAUCAGCUGCACGACGAGAGCCGAGAGGAAGACAGCGAUAACGUCCAAUGGGUUGCUGGAUUUAGAAAUGAGGAGUUUGUCAGAAGUCGCGUGUGGACUUUGACGCAGAGAAUUGCUGAGCAUGCAUCAAACAAGAGCAGCUGGUUUCCAUAUGAUGUGGCACUCAACAUUGUUAGAGGAGCUGACUACACGCGCAUACACAAAGACUGUGAAGAUUUUGAGGAUGAGAUGACAUUACUAAUAUAUCUCAAUCCAGAUUAUGGCGUUAAUGAUCAUGGAGAGACCGCGUUCUUCAAUGAAGUUGAAUCAGACGUUCCAGUUAAGCCAGGAAAUGAGGAGUAUGAACUGUUUGCUGCUGUCAAACCUGUCUAUGGCCGUGUCUGCAUCUUUCACGGCACAAUUCCACAUUCAGCUCGACCACCAAGUGUCACUUUUCUUGGAGGAAGAUACACAUUUGCGGUCAAACUUUCUGUCACUCCACAAGUAGCAAAAGCAAAAAGUCUCCAAGAGAUUUUGGAAGGAGGCUACUCUCGCGAACCAAGAGUCUUAAAAAGCAAAGAGCUGAAAGACAUUCAUGAAGCUCUUUCAUACGGGCAACAAGGAUACAGGUAUCACUCACAUCUACCAUCAAUUGCAUUUCUUUCGGAGAAAUUAAAAGAGCAGACAAACAUUCUUCUUAGUGAACGAAACGGAAAACGACUUCAUGCUAUGGAGGUGUUGCAAUCAGUCUUAGAUUCCAUAUAGAUGUUUUAGAUUUGAUGUUUUAGUCAUUACAUUUCCGCAAUUGAUUGCUGAUUAUAGUGUAGUAGUGCGGCUCUCGGAUGUGAGUACAUUAUACAUGUAUAGGCCCAGCUUUGACUAUGUGACUAUGUUAACAACAUUGAAAUUCUAAAAUGUCUACAACUCAGUGUAUUGAUUUGGUUCAUUGUCUUUUUAUUGUUAACUCGAGGCGCUCAGGUUACAGUAAUAAUGCUGUCGACCAUUUGACGACCGAUCAGCUUGCAGAAAUAAUUGUAAGUUCAAACAUCAAUAGUGUAAGUCAUUUGUAUAUAACCCAAACCAACUCAUAGACAGAACUUUUACCAUCUUAAGUUAAUUAACAAGUUACAAAGUCUCGGGCUAGUCACAUGAACCAAG
Corticium candelabrum is the source of this 2125-nucleotide messenger RNA. RefSeq lists its product as uncharacterized. The coding region runs from base 47 to 1732 and encodes 561 amino acids. The record is from RefSeq and is a predicted model, not a curated record. The transcript has 4 exons. Lineage: Eukaryota; Metazoa; Porifera; Homoscleromorpha; Homosclerophorida; Plakinidae.